Molecule: messenger RNA, 7170 nt
Organism: Myotis davidii
Lineage: Eukaryota; Metazoa; Chordata; Mammalia; Chiroptera; Vespertilionidae
Gene: REPS2
Product: RALBP1 associated Eps domain containing 2
Exons: 18
Coding region: 271-1824 (517 amino acids)
Biological process (GO): endocytosis; endosomal transport
Cellular component (GO): plasma membrane; cytoplasm
Molecular function (GO): calcium ion binding; protein binding
Source: RefSeq, a predicted model, not a curated record
AGCGGGGGCCCCGGGUCCGGGCCCCCUGAGGCCUCCCGGCCCGCCCCCAGCGCAGCCCCCGCAGCCGCGGGGCCCGUGGCCGACCUGUUUCGGGCGUCGCAGCUUCCCGCUGAGACGCUGCACCAGAUCACAGAACUGUGUGGUGCCAAGCGCGUUGGUUAUUUUGGUCCAACUCAGUUUUACAUUGCCUUGAAAUUAAUUGCUGCAGCACAAUCUGGCCUCCCUGUGCGGAUAGAGAGUAUUAAAUGUGAAUUGCCGCUGCCUCGAUUUAUGAUGUCAAAGACGGACAGUGACAUACGAUUUGGGAACUCGGCUGAGCUGCAUGGAACUAAGACUCAAAUUCCAUAUUUAAUCUCGGAAAAAAAUACCUUCAAAAGAAUGGAUGAUGAGGAUAAACAGCAGGAAACACAGUCUCCUACGAUGUCACCCCUCGCCUCCCCUCCUUCUUCUCCGCCUCAUUACCAGAGGGUGCCCUUGAGCCAUGGCUACAGCAAACUGCGGAGCAGCACGGAGCAGAUGCAUCCAGCUCCUUAUGAAGCUAGACAGCCUGAGGGACCCUCAUCGGGGAACCAAGGAACCAAGCCGCCUCGGCAUCAGGCUUCCCUCAUCCGGUCCUUUUCAGUGGAGAGAGAACCACAAGAUAACAGUAAUUACCCAGAUGAACCGUGGAGGAUAACAGAAGAGCAGCGGGAGUACUAUGUCAAUCAGUUCCGAUCCCUUCAGCCAGACCCAAGUUCCUUCAUUUCAGGUUCAGUGGCCAAGAACUUCUUCACCAAAUCAAAGCUUUCCAUUCCAGAACUCUCCUAUAUAUGGGAACUUAGUGAUGCUGACUGCGAUGGAGCCCUGACCCUGCCUGAGUUCUGUGCUGCAUUUCAUCUCAUUGUGGCCCGGAAAAACGGCUAUCCACUGCCCGAGGGCCUCCCUCCAACUCUGCAGCCAGAGUACCUGCAAGCAGCCUUUCCUAAACCCAAGUGGGAGUGUGCGUUAUUUGAUUCUUAUUCUGAGUCCAUGCCAGCAAACCAACAACCUCAUGACUUGAAUCGGAUGGAGAAGUUAUCUAUUAAAGACGUGGCUGACUUUCCCGUUUCUACCGAAGAUAUGACUGGUGAUGACAAACAAGCUCUGAAAAGUACUAUGGAUGAAGCCUUACCAAAGGACACAUCUGAGGAUCCAGCAACUCCUAAGGAUUCCAACAGUCUCAAAGCAAGACCAAGAUCCAGAUCUUACUCUAGCACCUCCAUAGAAGAGGCCAUGAAAAGGGGCGAGGACCCUCCCACCCCGCCACCGCGGCCACAGAAAACCCAUUCCAGAGCCUCCUCCUUGGAUCUGAAUAAAGUCUUCCAGCCCAGUGUGCCAGCUACUAAGUCAGGAUUGUUACCUCCACCACCUGCGCUCCCUCCGAGACCUUGUCCAUCACAGUCUGAACAAGCGUCUGAAGCUGAGCUACACCCCCAGCUGAACAGAGCCCCCUCGCAAGCUGCAGAGAGUAGUCCAACAAAGAAGGACACACCAUAUUCUCAGCCUCCAUCAAAGCCCAUCCGUAGAAAAUUACGACCAGAAAAUCAAGCUACAGAAAAUCAAGAGCCUUCUACCACCGUUGGCGGGCCAGCGUCUGUAGCAACUGUGAAACCCCAUCCAAUAGUCCAGAAACAGUCUUCCAAACAGAAGAAGGCUAUUCAAACUGCUAUCCGCAAAAAUAAAGAGGCAAAUGCAGUGCUGGCCCGGUUGAACAGUGAACUCCAGCAGCAACUCAAGGAGGUUCAUCAAGAACGGAUUGCAUUGGAAAACCAAUUGGAACAACUUCGUCCAGUUACCGUGUUGUGACCCCAAGAUCCAAGUAAUAGCGGGUGACCUUUUCUGCCAAGAUCUUUCCUUUAACUGUUUCAAUCCAACUACUUGUCAUAGAUGUCUGACUGUGUCAAAAGCUGUACGCAGUGGAAUAGAAUCCAUGUCACCUUUACUGUUAUACUUAUGUGCUUUACUGUGAUGGAAAUAUAUAACUGAUUAUCACACUUGAAAUUGUAAUUAUCAAUGGAAUUUCUCUCAUUCUUCAGUACUUUCUUGAAAUGUUAGAUGUUUCUCCUUAACAAAAAUCAACCUUCUAGCAAAUGACAAUGUAGAGCAUUAUUUAUUUAAAGAUAUAUUAUUUGUACAAGACCUUAUAAUCUCGUAUCUUUAGGAUGCUUGUUUUAUUUUUGGAUGUAUAUCAUGUACAGUAGGUUGGUUUCCUGAAUAAUUGGAAUUCUAACUGUAUAGUCUUUGGCAUGAUGAUAAUAAAACAAAAACUAAAAUAAAACAAAAGCAUCAGAAUUAGACUGGCGUUGUGCCCUCCACCACCAUAUGCCAAAAAUUGCUUUUCUAGUGCCAUUUUGAUUUUAUCUAGCUAUAAAUAAUACAUAACUAUUGUUUUCUACUGAAUGUCAAAGACUUACUGGGUCUUUACACCUCUGUAAAGUGGACGUUUUGUCAGUGAUCUAUUUAACUUGGCCCAGCUAGGCCGUCAAUCCAGAUAACUCAGUCCUUUCAUGUAAAUUUUUAGGCAAGAGCAAUGUACUUUAGCUGCCUCUCCUGAUCAUAUUAAAAUAGUUGCCAAAUCUCUUACUUUUAUCCUGCAUGGGAAAACAUAUCUGUAAAUGCAUGAAUUUGGAAACUACCCAUCAAAUAUGAAAGGCUGAUGAGACUGUUUGGAUUGAUAAACAUUUGUUGUUGGAACCCAGGUAUUCAAACUGGGGAAGAAGAGGGAAAAUGGUUGUUACUAACUAUUCAACAAUCUCUGGUAAUUAUUUUUGUCUUUGUUAUUGUAACCUGGAUUGUGAGUAUAUUGGAUGUGAAGAAAUAAUGAAAGGAAGCCAAUUCCAACACUGGAUAUUUAAGUAUUUGGUUCCAUGUGAGGCAUACUCUUGGGAAGUCAUUGGUUCAUGUGCAGUACAGAAGGGCCCAACUGACUCCAGUGUACGUGAGGUAAAAUAGUGAGCUCAAAUUACAGAAGCCAGUAUCCUAUAGAAAUUCCGAUAACUGCUGCUUCACCUGAAAACUCAAGUUGAAAAUAGGAAUUGACCAACCCUCACAGGGAUCAGGGCACGUCAGCUUUAAUAUCACUUUGAGAGACUGAUGGCAAGAAAAGCUGUCUCUUAUGCAUUUUGCUACUUUAACCAUUCUUAGAAUAGAGGGGUGGGGUGUGCCUAGGGUCCUUUUGAAGUGUUUUGGAUAGGUUUGUAGCAUGUGAGAUUAAGUCUUGGAUUUCAAUAGAGUUGACAGCUUUUAGAAAAGUAGGAGUUUAUUUAAUGUUUCCUUAUUCCAUUGUCAAGCUUUAUCAAUGGCUUAAUGGCAGAAAUAAGGCUUAAACAGAUGAUGUUUUUCCAAAGAAAAACAAAUUGUUGAUUUUGUUCUGUGCAUAUUAAAGGUUUUUGAAUUGGCUUGGUUUUAAAAAUCAGGAAUCUUUAACUCUUUCUCUAUUUCAUACAUUUUUCCUUCCCCUUUGGCUACCAUUUUGGUCCCUGUAGAAAGUGUUCAGAAUCAGUUUAAACCCUUCCUAAGGUCAUGAAUGGGUCAGUGCAAAGUUAACCUCCUUUCCCAUGUUCUCAGAUCUGGGGACUGCAACAGAUUUUAUCAACAGUGUCCUUGUUGCAGACAUUUUAUAGUAUGUUUGCCUUUUGUUACAUUAAAUCCAAGAAAGAACAGCCUAUGCACUUUAUCCCAUAAUCUUCCAGUACAUACACAUUCACUCGAGAUAGCACUUCAUAUCCAUUAAGCAGAAAUAUAAACCAAGGAAUGUUAUAUGAUGUACUUUUAAAAUAUUGACAUUUUCCCCCAUCAAACCAGUGACAGAGUAAGCCAAAUUAGGUUGGGGUUUUGUUUAGUUGGUUUGGUUUUCAUUAAAGGAAAAAACUUGCAUCAGACAAUCAAGGCUCCGUGAGUUGCAUAGUCUCACCAAUAUUUUAAGAUAGACAUUGCAUUAAAGCACAUACCAAUAAUAUCUAUACCUGGACCUUUAGUGACCUCAGUUUAUUAGUUGUUUAGAAGUAUAUUUUUAAAAAACAAACACAAACACAUAGAUGCACAUACAGUUACACACAUUAUUAUUACCUAACUAGUGCUCAUUCGUUGUUUCUCUGUUUUCUUAGGACGUAUACUUUCAAUUUAGGAUUAUAACUCCCAAUAAUGUUUCUGUGCGCCUUUAAUGUGAUUUAUAGGAAGUCUGAGCUAUUGAAAUUACUAUUAUACCUAUUCUAUAAAACUACUCCAAAAUUAGACCUGCUUGUUGGGCAGAGUUCUGUGGACAUAAGGCCAAUGUUGCCCCCAUCUAUGGGGAUUUAAUAACCUUGUUGGUAAGUGGUGGUCCUUCAUAGAGGUCACAUAGUCCCAAGGAUGAAAGUACAGUAGGAGUUGAUAAUGGGCCUAUUGGAUACCUUAAUGUCUCUUGUAUGUGGCAUAUUGCCUUUUCCAACUCCCUAUCCAGUAGACAUGGAGCAAAACCAAAAGAUAGAUAUCUGGAAUGGAAGUAUGUGUUGUCAUCAAGGCAGAUAUUUGCUUUAAUUGGAAAGAUUUAACUGCUUUAUUAAUAUUAUAGAAGUGCUUUGGGCCUGGUUGGGAGAGGAGGCAGCUUAUCUGGAAUCUAUGCCCAUUUUACUGUCAUUGGAGAAUUAGGAUGUCUGACCUCUGAGGACCUGUAUCCAUCUCUUGCUGUUUGCUUAGGGAAUUCAAGGCCCUGAGAAAACACAGUUCCUAGCCCAAGGAUCCAUAGAAUUAGUGGCAGAGUUGAGAUGCCCACCUGAUUUAUGGAUUCUAAGUUAACUCAUUGAGCCUCUAGCAAUAUUUAAAACAGAUUAGAAGGUUUCUUCUAUUUGCCUCGUUGAAUUUUAUUUACUAAAUCAAUCUUAAAAUAUUAAAACAUGUUUUAAUGAAUAUUAGUUCUAGAUGUUUCUCAUGGAUUGAAGCAAAAAAUAAAAUAUGAAGGGAAAGAAUAUGAUUAACUAUUUGUUCUUUCGAACACCUCACCUUUCAUGAUGCAAUGUUACUCUGAAUUUUUUGGCAGAACUUUUGAGAGCUGUUGCUUUGAAUGGAUUCCAUUCCUGUAUUCCUUAUGGGAAUUUGUUUUUAAAUAGACUAGAAAUGAACUCAAUAUGUAGUAAGUUAGUUUUCUUCAAUAUAUCUUUAGUUACUUGGUUGCAAAUGUUCAAUUUCAGCAUACGUUAGGGUGAGUAGUCAAAAACAUGAGUUUUCCUUUGAUUUCUACCAAUGUCUAAACUAUCAUAAAGCAUCCUUCUCUUCAUAUGUGACUUGAUUCUAUAGUCUGUUUCUAAAUGAUAUUGUCUAUUUCUUAAAUGAUCUCAUACUCAUGGUGAUAAUAGAUGUGUGUUCAGAAGAUCAAUAAGAAAGUAAUCUGGAAUGGAUGUGUGUUUUUUUGCAGUUAAGGCAAGCUCUUGCAAAUGCCUUCUAAGCAGUAGUUUGAAAAUCUCAAUUAUAGUAUAACACCUUAGAGCUAAAAACAUUUGUUCAACACAAACUAGAAUCACACCUCCUGGCUAUAUAUCACCAAGGGAAAUGUGAUUUUAAACAUAUAAAAAAGAUUUUCAAAUAUCUUAGCAACCAGGUCUUUCCAUAUUGACAAGUAUGACUCAGUAGGUUGUAGCUUGAAAAUUAUGAAUGUGUGAACAAAAUGAAAUAUCAGUUGAGAGGCCUUUUUCAUUUUUAGUUAAAUAGAACAGUAGUAACUUUGGUUUCUCUUUCCAACUGGUUUAUUCUGUUUUAAGUGUACACUUUUAAAACUCUAAUCAAAGGAUUACUUGAAUUUACACUUUAGUUAUUGGUAUUCUUGUCAUUUUUUUUUGUACCAUGACUUAGUGUGGAACAAAGUAGACAUUGGAGUUUUUAGAGUCCUGAGCUGGCAUAUCUUGCUUCUCUUUUGGCACAGGCUAAGGGGAGCUGCCCACCAAUGCUAACAGAUAAAUCAUUAAUGGAUAUUUGAGUGUGAGACUUACUCUGUGAGCCACCCUGCUUUGCUUGUUUGCAUUGAGAAAUGCAUCUAUUUAUGUGACCUUCCCAAGAGCAACUGUAAGAACAGCAGACAUAGAGGGCCAGACUUUAAAAAGCAAUACAAGCAGAUUCUAAGAGCUGCUUCCCUCCUCAAAAUUAGGCUUUCCGAGGCUGACUUACAAGUGUUCCUUGAAACGUCAGUCUGUUAAUUGAGCAAGACAUUCCAGGUAUGUAGUUGCUUUUAGGCUUCUAUGGUUAUUUUCUACAUUGACUAACACACAUGAUGUUAAAGGAACCUUUUCUAAAAGACAUUGCAGGGUUUCAAUUGAGAUGACUUGUUCAAGUUAUAGAAGCCUUGGUCUGCUUUUAACAAUUGAGGGGUGUUCAUUUUUUAUGUUUUGUGAGUGCUCAUAUCUCACUCUAAGCUAAAUUCAUGGCUGUGUGAGGUUGGAAAAAGCAGGUUUAUGAUUCUGAAGAACAGAGAACAUUGGCAUGCAUUGGAAUUUGGGGACUACAGUAAGGAAACAUAGCUCCAUUAUGCCCUGGGGAUGGAACAGUUGACACAAUAAACCCAUUAUGUUGUGUCUAGAUCAACUGAAUUUUGUUGUUUUGUUUUGUUUUAAGGCAACUUGUGUGAGGGUUUCAGUUGCAUCCACCCUGGAAACUGGGUGUCCCUUUUUCUUUAGCACUACCAUUCUGUUUUUCUUCAGGCCAAAUAUGUUCAAGUGAGCCACAGGUGGGAAGAGCCACUUUAGUUGCCGUAGCAAUGGGCCAGAAGAGAGAAUGAGCUGAUGGUCUAUUUUAACCUUGAAGGUAAACAUGUAUAUUUUUUCAUGACAGGUAAAUUGAACAGUAAAACAAGUAACAGUAAAGUAUAUAUUUGAUGCCUUCUGUGUUUUCAUGAGUAUGUGCUAAUAAGUUGUGCUAAUAUUUACUCAGCCACAGUCUCAUUGAUUUGCUAAGCAUUGGGAGCAUUAUCUAUAUUGAUCUUAAAUGUAAAUAAAUAUAGGGUAUCCUGUAUUUGGAUUGUGACUUGUAGACUCCAGCUAACCUUUACUGCCUCUUUUUCACACUUGUUGGAAAGUCUGUGAAGAACAUAGUAGGUUAAGAAUCUCUAACUUUGGAAAAUGUAUAUGAUGUGAAACUGGGGUGCUAUGUUAAAAAUAAAUAUAUGAUAACUAAGUGUGGCUUUUA